Molecule: messenger RNA, 339 nt
Organism: Parnassius apollo (apollo)
Lineage: Eukaryota; Metazoa; Arthropoda; Insecta; Lepidoptera; Papilionidae
Source: the annotation of a GenBank genome assembly
AUGGGAGAAUCUUCACCUGAACAUUCACAACGCCUUGCUGAACAAAAUCAGAGAAACUCUCAGGUAUGCGCACGAGAGUCGAGUGUCGAACAUUCACAACGCCUUGCAAAACAAAAACUGAGAACCUCUGAGUUACGUGCACGAGAGUCGAGGCUGAAGCGUUCCCAACGUCUUCAUGAACAAAAUGUAAGGACCUCUGACUUACACGAACGAUUGUCGAGUGUCGAGCGUUCGCAACGCCUUGCCGUACAAAGCUUGAGAACCUCUGAGCUACGCGCUCAAGAGUCGAGGCUGGAGCGUUCCCAACGUCUUCAUGAACAAAAUGUAAGGGACCUCUGA